ACGAAACCUGGAGACGCAAUUUCGGCGCGGCGGUGGCUCCGAGCCCCCUUCCUGUUGAUAUCAGGGAACUUUGUGUAACAAGGGGGGCAGGGCCACUCCGGCAACGAGAGGACCCGCGCCGCCAUCCGUGCCUGGGAUCCCGGUCCUCGUUGGCCCCGUGCUGUCAUCGACCAGCAGCAGCCACAGACGUGCAAAUGAAUGCUCCUCACCCAGGAAAAAAUUUCCCAGUUGCAUAUCCUCAAUAUCCUCCGGCAGCAUUCCAAGGACCUCCAAGACAUACUGGCUACCCAGACCCUCAGGCCCCCUACCCUGGGACGGUGGCAGGCUAUCCCGGCCCCCAGGUUGUCCAUCCUGGAACUCAGGCAGGCUAUCCCGGCCCCUAUGCUGACUACUCAGUCCCACCACAUGGCUAUUCAGGUGCUGGUCCGGUGGGCUUUCCUGUUCAACACCAGCCAGUGUACAGUCAGCAAGGUGGACCUGCAGGGACACCGUGGAUGCCAGCACCAGCACCUCCAUCAAACUGCCCACCAGGGUUGGAAUAUUUAACUCAGGUAGAUCAGAUACUAAUUCAUCAGCAAGUCGAGCUUCUAGAAGUCUUAACAGGUUUUGAAACAAAUAAUAAAUAUGAAAUUAAGAACAGCCUUGGACAGAGGAUUUACUUUGCUGUGGAAGAUACUGAUUGCUGUACUCGAAAUUGCUGUGGGUCUGAUAGGCCUUUUACUAUGAGAAUUCUUGAUCUUAUGGGCCAAGAGGUCAUAACUCUGGAGAGACCACUAAGAUGUUCCAGCUGCUGUUGCCCGUGCUGCCUUCAGGAGAUAGAAAUCCAUGCUCCUCCUGGUGUACCAGUGGGUUAUGUGUCUCAGAAUUGGCACCCAUGCUUGCCAAAGUUUACAAUUCAAAAUGAGAGGAGAGAGGAUGUACUGAAGAUUACUGGUCCAUGUGUUGUGUGCAGCUGUUGUGCAGAUAUUGAUUUUGAGAUUAAAUCUCUUGAUGAAGAAAAUGUGGUUGGCAAGAUUUCCAAGCAGUGGACUGGUUUUGUGAGAGAGGCAUUUACAGAUGCUGAUAACUUUGGGAUCCAGUUCCCCUUAGACCUUGAUGUGAAAAUGAAAGCUGUCAUGAUUGGCGCGUGUUUCCUCAUUGACUUCAUGUUUUUUGAAAGGAGUGGAGGCCAAGAACAGAGAGCAGGAGUGUGGUAGUGGAUGAAUAAAGUCUUCUCAGAAAGUAUGAAGUCUAAAUCCUGACUGGGAUUGUGUACAACUAAAAUUCAGUGGGCUUUCUUUUUCUUUAUUGAAAUGACUUAUAAUUUGUGAAUUACACAUGAUACCUGAAGCUCCAGGUAUAUGAUUUUACUUUUCAAAUUAUAGAGCUUAUUUUCUGUAUCACUUAAUUAUAAAUGUUUUUAUACCUUUUAUUUUAUAUAUUUUGUAUUAUUCUGUGUUUCUGAGAAAGGGCAUUAGAAUUUUUACAUUUAAACAUGAAACUGCCUUUGAUAAAUUGCUUUAUUUUCAAUUUUAUAGCAAAAUUAAUUAAAAUGAUUUCAAUAUAAAAUUACAAAUUAUUUUAUUAAAUUUAGUUAACAUUUAUUUUAUAUGUAAUGACUGUUAUUUUGCAAAUAUUUCAUAUUCAAAAAGGUUAAAAAUCAACACAACUUCAAUUUCCUUUACAAUUAUGUUCAAAUGAUACUCAAGUUCUUAUUACCAAGGAAAAGUAAGAAAUGUGUUUGUUUUCAUUCAGCAAUUAAACCACAUUUAACUUUUUAUGUAAACUAAUUUGUUACUAUGAUUUUCAUAUUGACAAUUACCAAUUCUUAAUGGAUUUCAGUGGAAAAGAUAUGAUUCUGUCCCAAAGAAAGACACUUUAUUUAAAGACUCACUCUAAAAUUUUUGUUAUAAUUUUUGAGAUAAUUUGUUACACGUGAAAUGUUUCAUACCUAAUUUUGUCAUUCCUAGAGCAUGGCAGUUAUAAGAUCACUCAGGUAUUUAUUAAAUAAAACAUAUAUAUUUCACCAGAGUAUGAACUUCACUAAUAGACUCGUGAGUUAUAUAUGCCAACAAUCA
Messenger RNA from Artibeus jamaicensis (Jamaican fruit-eating bat), 2057 nucleotides. It is a transcript of the gene PLSCR1, whose product is annotated as phospholipid scramblase 1. The coding region runs from base 195 to 1196 and encodes 333 amino acids. Gene Ontology annotation, biological process: plasma membrane phospholipid scrambling. NCBI's taxonomy places the organism in Eukaryota, Metazoa, Chordata, Mammalia, Chiroptera, Phyllostomidae. Gene Ontology annotation, molecular function: phospholipid scramblase activity. The record is from RefSeq and is a predicted model, not a curated record. Gene Ontology annotation, cellular component: plasma membrane. The transcript is spliced from 8 exons.